Molecule: messenger RNA, 285 nt
Organism: Kluyveromyces lactis
Lineage: Eukaryota; Fungi; Ascomycota; Saccharomycetes; Saccharomycetales; Saccharomycetaceae
Gene: MIC12
Product: Mic12p
Exons: 1
Coding region: 1-285 (94 amino acids)
Biological process (GO): cristae formation
Cellular component (GO): mitochondrial crista junction; MICOS complex
Source: RefSeq, a predicted model, not a curated record
AUGUCUAAGCUUUUGAAAUUGACUGGGUUUACUACACUAAGCACUUUGCUAGGUGUUUCCUAUUACUAUUACGUGAUUGACAGGCCACUAUACCAACAAACUGCGCUUCAUAAGACCAACGUUCAGGUUGAGAACAUCAUUGACAACAAAGCGCAAUUCCAAUAUGAGCAUAUGAGCCGGGAUUCCCAAGCUGUUGUACAAAGGCCAUUUGCUGAAACUGUUAAGGACAUUUGGAACAAAGAAGUACGCAAUACUGCUGACUGGCUAUACUCUUGGGGAAAAUGA